UGUCUCUGUCCACAGAUGGCCUCAGCAACAGCGACGUACGGGCAGAAGGAGUCUUCGGACCAAAACUUUGACUAUAUGUAGAUCCUCAUCAUUGGCAACAGCAGUGUGGGCAAAACCUCCUUCUUGUUCCGCUACGCCGACGACUCCUUCACACCGGCCUUUGUCAGUACGGUGGGCAUCGACUUCAAGGUGAAAACCAUCUACAGGAAUGACAAGAGGAUCAAAUUACAGAUCUGGGACACGGCGGGUCAGGAGCGUUACCGCACCAUCACCACUGCCUACUAUCGAGGAGCCAUGGGCUUCAUCCUCAUGUAUGACAUCACUAACGAGGAGUCCUUUAACGCCGUCCAGGACUGGUCGACUCAGAUUAAGACGUACUCGUGGGACAAUGCCCAGGUGCUGCUGGUAGGGAACAAGUGCGACAUGGAGGACGAGCGAGUGGUGGGCGGAGAUAGAGGUCGACAGCUGUCUGAUCACCUCGGUUUUGAGUUCUUCGAGGCCAGCGCCAAGGACAACAUCAAUGUGAAGCAGACCUUUGAGCGCCUGGUCGACAUCAUCUGUGAAAAGAUGUCCGAGAGCCUGGAUGCCGGAGAUCCCGCCGUCACAGGGGCCAAACAGGGACCCCAGCUGACAGAGCAGCCUGCUCCUCCUCACCAGGACUGUGCAUGUUAAAGCUGACUACUUCCCCUAAACCCUUUUCCUCCCACUUUCCUCCUUGUCCUCCUUCAGCUGGACCCUGGGACCUCGGGUCAAAUACUCCCAACACCCCUUUCACUCACUUUCCUGCUUCUUUCUGUAACCUAGUAAGGAUCAUUGGCUGAGGGGCACAAGAACCUGGUUAAAAAGUGUCUGAAAUGCUCUGAGCUGCUGGUGGACCAUUGCUAGAGGCAUGGUUGCUCCUCUUAAAAGA
Molecule: messenger RNA, 910 nt
Organism: Etheostoma spectabile (orangethroat darter)
Lineage: Eukaryota; Metazoa; Chordata; Actinopteri; Perciformes; Percidae
Product: ras-related protein Rab-3A-like
Molecular function (GO): GTPase activity; GTP binding
Source: RefSeq, a predicted model, not a curated record